Messenger RNA from Prunus armeniaca (apricot), 1650 nucleotides. The record is from the annotation of a GenBank genome assembly. NCBI's taxonomy places the organism in Eukaryota, Viridiplantae, Streptophyta, Magnoliopsida, Rosales, Rosaceae.
AUGAACAAGAAAGGGUUGGCCAUUUUGAUGCGAACCAGAAUGAGGCCCAACGACGCUAGAGACUUCGCUCGCUCUCCUCUCGCCAACCUGGUUAACCAAAAGCUGCCCAAUUCCGAUGGAAGCCAAUCAAGUGGACGACUGGUGCAAGGUGCUCCACAACAACGAAACGAAAAGCUCAAUGCCUCGAGCAACAAUGAGAGGGAUUUUGAAGUUGUACGUGAGUGCAUGCACUCGGCGAUUUCACUGAGCAAAACCGAAAUCUUAGACUCUGUUCUGAAUGAUUUCUCGGAGGGAUAUUUUAGCCUCUCUUAUGAGAACCGUCGAAAAUUACUUGAACUACUUUCCAAGGAGUAUGAUCUUAACAGGGCACAAGUUCGCGAUUUGAUAAAGCAAUAUUUGGGUCUUGAGCUUCCUGGUGGCAGUGACAAUGCUCCCUCAACUGGCAUUGAAGAGGAGGCUUGUCUUUCUGCUUUCUAUCGUAUUGAGCGAAAUCUAAGAUAUGCUCUCAAGCCGGCGUACGAAGUUCUAUUUGAGCGGCUGAACACGCAUCCUGGCGGGUUGAAGUUCUUGUCCAUUCUUCGAGCUGAUAUUCUAUCCAUUCUCGCAGAGGAAAAUAUUGUGUCUUUGCGAGCAUUGGAUUCCUACUUAAAGGAAAAACUUAGUACUUGGCUUAGCCCUGCUACAUUAGAGCUUCACCAGAUCACAUGGGAUGAUCCAGCCUCUUUGCUGGAAAAAAUUGUGGCUUAUGAGGCUGUGCACCCAAUUAGCAAUCUUAUAGAUCUCAAGAGAAGGCUGGGACUCGGUCGCCGUUGUUUUGGAUAUUUACAUCCAGCAAUACCUGGUGAACCACUUAUUUUCAUUGAAGUUGCACUCAUGAAGAAUGUGGCUCAAACAGUACAGGAAGUUUUGUGGGAUGACCCUCCUAGUCCCGAAUGUGAGGCUACAAGCGCUUUGUUUUACUCCAUAUCAUCAACUCAGCCUGGCUUACAAGGGAUCAACCUGGGAAGGUUUCUAAUCAAACGUGUGAUCACACUUGUGAAAAGAGAAAUGACAAAUAUUUCUACAUUUGCGACUCUCAGCCCCAUUCCAGGGUACAUGCAGUGGCUCCUAUCUAAGCUGGCUUCUCAAUCAAAACUUUCUGAAGGUGAAGACAUACAACAUUCGCCAGCUGAUACAUCUGGUUCUACGUUUUGGGAGAACAUACUUGAACCAGAAGAGGAAAGAGCACUGAUGGAUGCCUCUGUGGAAUUCACUUCUGGGAAAAACAGCAUGGAAGUGUUGUUCAAUUUAUUGACUUCACCAAACCAUGAGUGGACAAGUUCUGAUAAAUUGCUUUCAGCAUUAAAACCCCCUCUAAUGCGACUGUGUGCCAGGUACCUUCUGCAAGAGAAAAAGAGAGGAAAAGCUCUGGAUUCUGUUGCAAAUUUUCACUUACAAAAUGGAGCUAUGGUUGAAAGAAUAAAUUGGAUGGCAGAUCGGUCAGAGAAAGGCCUUAAUCAAAGCGGAGGUAUCAUGGUGAACUAUGUUUACAGAUUGGGGAAAAUUGAAGACUAUGCUCGGUCAUAUUUCAGUUCAGGGCAUAUCCAUACUUCUAGCGAUCUAAGCCGUUAUGUUAAGCCAUUGGAGGAACCUCAAGUGACAACAUUAUAG